AUGUUUAGAGAAGUCAGCGUUCCUUCGGUCGGCGCUUCUCGCUGGAAGGCUAUUACAAUAUGUACAGGAGCUUCUGCCAGUACUCUACAAGACAUCAAAGUGCCAGAAAGCUGCGGAGGAUAUGCUUACAGAGAUGCUGGUGUCUCGGGGUCCAGCGUCCGGAACAGAUUUAUUUACUGGAGAACAUACCAGGACAUCCUUGAGCUGGUGGAAGAAUCACUAGAUCUGUCGCUCUCUGGGAACCUGGUUCGGUACCGGUUUCAGGACACGCCUAUUUUACCGAAGGUCACCGUCCAUGAGUCACACGGAAAUGUGGUUGUUCUUGUGGCUACGGUUGCCAGUGUUCAUCGCCUUGUGUUUCCACAUCCAAAUCAGUUGACUCGCCAGCAGACAUUUAUUCUAUCCGAUCAAAAUGCCUCCUCCAUAUUUUAUGAUGCCUCGCUGCCGGACGAUCCCAAAAACCAAGUGUUGCUGACACCAGGGGGCAGCAUAAACUCUCACCUGCUGGGAGGUGCCAGCUGUGUGUGUCAUGAUGGCCACGCUUUAUUUGUACUGGCCACAAACACUGGAGGACUGUUGAUUGUCAAGAUGCCACCUGUGGGCGUUGCAGGUGUUGUCAUCCAGCAGGAGUUGUCCUGCUCAUCUGUCAUGAAGAAACUCUGGAAUGGUAUUAUACCUGGGGCUUUGAGGGCAAGUCAGCCUGCUGGAGAGAUGGCAGUCAGUUUAGAGUUGAUGUCUGUGAAUGGAGAAAUUUAUGUCUUCACAGUGUGUAGAGACUUCCGACUUCGAGUCUGGUCAAUGAAGAGCAAAGACUGUGUUUUUGUGGAGAAUCUUCUAGAUUACACAAGUGAGGAAUUGGAUGAUGCGGGAACAACUGCUGUUGCUAACUCUUUUGGACAUGUGAUCAAGGCUGUGCUGGGAGAGAACACAUCUGACAUCUGUGCUUACCUCUCACUUCAAAAUAAAGCAAAGUUUGUAUUCCUGACACCAGUGAUAGAAAAUGGCAAGAUUCGGAUGGAGCAUGUGACCACACUGGACAAGUCUCCGCCGGAAGAUCUUGUGGAUUUUGUGGCCACUGAAGAUUACCUCAUGUCGCUGUGGACAACCCAGGCUGGGGACACCCAGGUGUUGACCACGUCGCUGGUGCAACCUGAAGGUAACCUCAGCAGUGCCUGGGAGCCUGUUGUUCUGGCAGCCUCCCUGGACUUCCUGGUGGUGCCUCAGAACCGUGACCCCCGGGAUGUCUAUCUGGAGAGGAUCUUUGCUCCCGGAUUGUUUGCCCCUCAAGAUAUCAUGAAAGCCUUGAGUGUGUAUCGACGGCGCCCAAUGCCGUCUGUAGAGGUUGAAACAUUGUACAAUAUGGCGUCCCUGAAGGAGGAGGUCAGCAAUGCCGUGGACUCGGAAAUUCGCAACAUAGCCCUAGAGGACGAGGUGCCGGAAGUUUCUGAGGACAAUUUUGUACAGCUGCAGCAUGAGCAGUGGGAGAAGUUCUAUUCUGGUUGUUGCCAGUACAAACAGGUUGGAGACAAGGCCAAGGGACUAACAGCUGAUCCGGUCACUGGCAUGUUUUGUAUCAUUAAGAAGUCAACCUUCAGCGUGCUGAGACCUUGUGACAAGACAGAAGAACUUUACCUGUCACCGACGAUCAGACUACCAGUGUUCUUUAUAGAGAGGGCUGGUUUCACAGCAGAUGGUAAGAUGAAGUUUGCAGACGAUGUCCGCCUGCUGUGUGAUGCUGUGCAGUUCGUCAACUCCCGCAUCCCUCCAGACGCUGCCUGUAUGUUCCUGAGCUGUCUACAGAGCCUGCAUCCUCCUGAAUACCUGGUGGAGAAGUUACAAGACAUGAUUAGAACUGACCAGGAGGCAACAGACACACUGAUCAGAAAGGCUCGCCAGAUGACCAGUCUUGUGUCUACCAUGGAGGCAAUCUUCAACAUGCUUGAGUUCCGAGAUGUGGCUGCAGACCAGAUGGAGGAGGCAGCUGGACACCAACAUUACAGCAAUCUGUUCACUGGGACUUUGGCCAUGUCCAUCCUGACCCAAUCCUUUCAACAACUGGUCAGUCUCAGGUUUGAUUUUGUCAGGGAUCUGACCGUCUUUCUGGUGGUUGUCUCCAGUCUCAAGGAAAGGGCAGGCCUGGCCCAGAGUGUCAAGGACACCAUCAUGAAUGACCUGCUGCCCAAGGGCGUGGACUUGCUGAGAUGUUACAAGGUUCUAGUGUGGGCAUCCCAAGCCCUGACCACUGCUAGCCCCAACAGUGUGCUUGAUCAGAAUUUGCGGCAGCUGAGUACCUUGGAGAUUACUGACGUUUCAGCUCGUACAACAGCUCGGCCGAGUUACCACACUUCUUACGUGGCGCAGAUGUUUCUAGAAGGUGUCGGAGGUGAGCAGAUCAGACAGCGGCUGGCGUCUAUCAGUGCUGGGAGUCCGGCCGUGUGGAGAGACGACCUCAUUGAAUUUAUUUUGGGCCUAGGCCUGUUAAUCUGGCCAGCGACAGACGACACAAUAUUCCCCGAGUACCUGGUGCGGGCCUGCCAGUACCUGCGGCUGCAGGAGUAUGUACAGCUGUUGACUCCCUGGUGUAGCUGGAACGAAGGAUCUUGUGCCUUCUUUCUCGGCCUCGCCUACUUGCAUUUCCACGAGGUGCACAAAGCUGUGAGAUUAUUUGUUGAAGCCAGCGAUGGUGUUGCCACGGAAACAUUCUUGUCACAGAAACUCUUACAGUCAGAGGAGACCAACCACUACAGACUUCAGACGCUCUACUUCCUCAAGGUCAUUAGGCAGUUAGAGGAGCAUGGCUUGCCUGACCUGGUCAUCACCAUGGCAACUGAAGCCAUCAACAAAGCUGACAAAGAUGACCCAAAUUUG
Molecule: messenger RNA, 2868 nt
Organism: Candidula unifasciata
Lineage: Eukaryota; Metazoa; Mollusca; Gastropoda; Stylommatophora; Geomitridae
Source: the annotation of a GenBank genome assembly